UCCUUCCUUCCGACUAGCUGCCCUGCCUCUUCGCCCUUGUCAGCACGAUUCUCUGUCACCAUGGCGUCCCUCGCAAGUGCAGGCUCGUCACUGGUUAGAACUGUACUGUACCCAUCUACAUCAUCGGCGCAACAUGUCUGCCAAAGGCGUGCCCUGCACAUCUCUUUGCGGCAGUGCAGUCAUGAGAAUCCCCUGGGUCUUCCCCGCAGUUCCGAUCCACCUCGUCCACCCAAAAUGCCCCAGCGCUCCCGUGGUGGCCCACCUGCAAAGCGCUCCCUCCCCUCUGUCCGUCGUGUCCUCGCAGUGAGCAGCUGUAAAGGCGGCGUAGGCAAAAGUACCGUUGCUGCCAAUCUCGCCUUGUCUCUCCUACGCUCACCACCCGAGGGAGCGAGUAGACCGCCUAGAGUCGGGUUGUUGGAUUUGGACAUUUUUGGACCUUCUGUGCCGAAGUUGCUUGGAUUGGAUAGGGGGGAGAUGGGAGCGGAGGUUACGAAGGCCGGCGCCCUCAUUCCGCUCACAAAUCAUUCACUUCCAACAAUGAGCAUGUCCUACCUCCUCCCACCGGAGCAAGCCUCCUCGCCCAUCGUCUGGCGCGGUCUGAUGGUACAAAAGGCCGUACAGCAGCUCCUCUUCGACGUGGACUGGCGAAGUGGUGCAAGACCUCAGUAUGAAGGAGAAGAAGGUGCUCAGGAGGGGCAGCUACCAGAGCGCGAGCAGGGAGAAGAACUGGACGUACUCGUCAUUGAUAUGCCGCCUGGAACGGGGGAUGUGGCUCUCACCCUCACGCAAUUGGUCAAGAUCGAUGGAGCUGUGGUGGUCAGUACGCCACAGGAGGUGGCACUGGAGGAUACGAGAAAGGGCGUGGAGAUGUUUAGCAAGGUCGGCGUGGAGACCACCGGUCUGAUCCUCAACAUGGCGCACUACAUCCCUCCUCCACCCCUCCCACAAGAUCCACUCCCACUCUUUGGUCCACCCGAACCCUUCCUGAAGCUAGCCGCUUCGCUCCAGCUGCCCGUCCUGGGUCAGAUCCCACUGGAGCCAGCCGUCAGUGCAGGAGGCGACAGUGGUUGGCCCGUGGCUGUGCGUGGGGAAGAGGCAGGAGGGGCAACCCGUAAAGUCUUUUUGGACGUGGCGCGCAAAGUCUGGGAGUCCCUCUUGAAGAGCAAGAGCCAGCAAUGAGACGAGGACCAAUUCCUC
This is a messenger RNA of Microstroma glucosiphilum, 1197 nucleotides long. Its product is annotated as P-loop containing nucleoside triphosphate hydrolase protein. The record is from RefSeq and is a predicted model, not a curated record. Lineage: Eukaryota; Fungi; Basidiomycota; Exobasidiomycetes; Microstromatales; Microstromataceae. Gene Ontology annotation, cellular component: mitochondrion. Gene Ontology annotation, biological process: iron-sulfur cluster assembly; mitochondrial respiratory chain complex I assembly. The transcript is spliced from 4 exons. Gene Ontology annotation, molecular function: ATP-dependent FeS chaperone activity; 4 iron, 4 sulfur cluster binding; ATP binding. Bases 61 to 1179 code for a protein of 372 amino acids.